CUAUCUGUCUGGACAGAUAAACGCCUGUUAUGUAUUCAUAAUUCAACAACAAAACAUGAGAGCGACUCUAUCUCGACAGAGCCAGUACUACACGUUCCUGUGUCUCUUCCUAUGCUGCCGUCUAUCACAGGUGGUGGGGUGUGGUCAUGACUACGAAUGUCCGUACGGCCAAUGUUGUGCCUUUAGACUGUACUUAGUAGGUCACUGCACAGAUCUCUCGACGGUGGACCAAACAUGUGGAACAUCUGUUGUGGGGAUCUGUGGCUGCGCCAGCGGUCUGACUUGCGCUCCAAAAGAAGGAUUCCUGAGCACAUUCACCCUGGGUGAAGGUCACUGUAAGCCGCGGAACAAUAGUUCCUUAUCUGCAUCUACAACGAAGCAACCCUCAGGAAUUUUCAGUCUCUUUGGUUGACGCGUAUAUUUCCUUUCCUAAACAUGAGUUUUCAUUGUGAAACAUUUUGACCAAUAAAAUUGAUAGAGAAAUGCA
Messenger RNA from Pecten maximus, 487 nucleotides. RefSeq lists its product as uncharacterized. The transcript has 3 exons. Lineage: Eukaryota; Metazoa; Mollusca; Bivalvia; Pectinida; Pectinidae. The record is from RefSeq and is a predicted model, not a curated record. The coding region runs from base 56 to 412 and encodes 118 amino acids.